GCUUGAGAACAUAUUUGGCGCAAGCGGCAAGCAGAUCUUAGCACUGCAUGUCAGCCCGGAACGCUGGCUUUCGGACUUGCUUCCGACGCCUCCUUUAUGAACACUUUACACUGUACAGACUUACAGUAACUUACAACGCAUUCUCUCAUCCUCAAGACAAAUAGUCGGAAUAUGUCUAUGCAACCUUUCAUGGAAGAGUAUCCAGAUGCUCAAAGCAAGCCCGCUCCUGCACCGUUCGAUUCCGCCGACUCUGACAUUGUCCUCCAUUCGGACGAUGGCGUCGACUUUCGGACUUACAGAUUUUUGCUGAGCAUGGCCUCAAGCGUCUUCACUGGAAUGUUCGCAUCAUCCAAAUGCGCAACCGACCAAGCGGUAUCCAUCGUACCGCUCUAUGAGCCGGCCUCCCUAGUGACAGUAUUCUUGACAUUCUGCCACCCCAACUUAUCGUUACCAACUGCGAAGUCAGUUCAGGAGGCAGCUGAAUGGUACCGUAUCUUGGAUAAAUUCCUCGUGGAGCCAGGAAAACAGUGGGCGAGGCAAGAGAUAAUGAAGUUUGUGGGAGAAGAACCAGUGGCAGUCUACGUCCAGGCUUGUCGAUUCAACUGGAAAGAGGAGGCCGAACACGCCGCACACCAAACACUGAAAUUUCCACUCGGUAAACUGACCACGUCGUACAACGCUGGACUCUCCAUUGUACCUGCACAGACAAUGCAGCCUUUAUGGAUGUAUCACACGAUGUGCACUGAAACGAUGAUUAAUGUCCUGACCGACACCUACUGGGCGGACUUCUGGUCUGAAGAGCUUUUCAAUGGACCUGAGGACGAUGGUGACAUGACACCUCCUCCAGACUCACUCUUCAGUGCCGAACCAUCCUUCUGUUGUUCGACGAAGACCUUCAACCUAUAUGGCCUACCUGCCAUGCGCCUGUACGUGAAGAAGUGGUGGUUCGCUUACAUCGACGACGUGCGUGCGGCCCUGAUGGAAAUUCCUGAUAUCGACAAAGCUCUGGAACCGGAGAGGUUCUUUAAGGCCAUAAAGAUCGCUGGAGAGUGCAAAACCUGUUGUCCACAAGCAUUGCCUAAGCUCACUAGUUUCGCUCGAUACGAUCUCAUACCUGGACUCACCAGGGCAGUAAAGCAGGUAUUUGACCCUGCACUUACGUUCCGCAUGAUUCUCAUUUAGUCCUGUACAGAUAAAACCACAAUUCGAAGCAAACUAAAAACUCACGUCGCACUACGACUCGGGGUGAAAUUCUCCAGUCCCUGUCGUGUCUUUGUUCUGAUCAUUUCUUAUUCGUAUCUGCGCUCUCUGUAUAUUAUUUUUUUGCUUCUUUAAUCGCAGGUCUCCUCUUCAGUCAGGCUGCCCGACUUCAUCAAUCGUGGUUUCUUCUAAGCCUACGAAGUUCCCGUACACAACUGAUGAUAUCAUGCACAUUUGGUGUUCCCCUCGAAAAUUCGCAGAAUUAGUCACGUAGCUCAAGCAAUGUGUCAACAUACGUGUAUUCAGUCUAGAAUGACAGCAUUCACUGAUAUGAUACAUACAGUAUUAAGAUCAUGCACGAAGUGUCGACCCAAUGCGACACGUUUUCUCCCC
Molecule: messenger RNA, 1593 nt
Organism: Somion occarium
Lineage: Eukaryota; Fungi; Basidiomycota; Agaricomycetes; Polyporales; Cerrenaceae
Source: the annotation of a GenBank genome assembly